Messenger RNA from Lepidothrix coronata (blue-crowned manakin), 3276 nucleotides. It is a transcript of the gene GLT8D2, whose product is annotated as glycosyltransferase 8 domain containing 2. Lineage: Eukaryota; Metazoa; Chordata; Aves; Passeriformes; Pipridae. Gene Ontology annotation, cellular component: Golgi apparatus. The record is from RefSeq and is a predicted model, not a curated record. Bases 1262 to 2314 code for a protein of 350 amino acids. Gene Ontology annotation, molecular function: glycosyltransferase activity. The transcript has 11 exons.
UUCGAAGGUCUCGUUCUGCAGGAGAGAGGCUGCUCUCUUUCCUGUGAGAGCAGGGUGUUAUGUGAGAACGUAAACGUGUGAGGCUGAGGGAAAUCCAGAGAAGGUGUAUCUGGUACAAAGAGCCUCUUCUCCUUAUCGAGCUCUGCGUAGUAAAUUGCUAUGCCGAGAUGUAUAAUUGAGCACUGUCAGUAUUCUCUAAAAUACCACAUAUAGUCUUCAACUGUGCCAUGGGAGGUUUAGGCUGGACAUUAGGCAGAAUUUCUUCACAGAAGGGGUAAUUAGACGUUGGAAUGGGCUGCCCGGGGAGGUGGUGCAGUCAUGGUCCCUGGAGGUGUUUAAGGAAAGCCUGGAGGUGGCACUUGGUGCCAUGGUCUAGUCAACACGGUGGUGUUCGGUCGUAAGGUUAGACUCGAUGAUCUCAGAGGUCUUUUCCAACCUAAUUGAUUCUGUGAUUCUGCGAAGGUGCUACUGUGUUGCCAGUAAUCCAGGGGUUGCUGUCAAGUGAAGGAUCUGGUCCCAAUUCCGCAGGCUCAUGUGGAUCUGUUCAGAUUCACAUAGAAAUGGAAGGGAGGUGAAAAAACACAGGUGGAUUUUGAAAAACAUAAGCUUGAUACAGCUUAAAUACCACAGUAUGGAAAAAGUACUAAUAGUUGUGGCCAUCUGCACAAAGCACAUAACUGUAUGUUUAACUCUUCAUUUAUUUUUCCUUCCUGCAAAAGAUGGAUUUCUGUACAAAAUCAGACACAGAUAAUACAGGUAGGGCAUGUUUGAGACAUACAGUUGAAACCCCAUAUUUUCAAUUCCUGCAAAUGGAAGAGCAAUCUUCAUAUAAAACGUUUAAGAUUUUUAAAACCUUCACUGAGUACUCCUUCUGAAGCUCUGAGGCAAGUUUGCCAAAUCUGGGGCUGCAUCAUCGUUCUGCACAUCUGGAAGUGGUUUAUGGGCUCUCAUUCCUCCAGUGCAGCGUCUGGACUCCGUGCUAUUCCUCAGCAGCAGAGAAAGAAAAGAAAACCAGCACAACUCCAAAGUAAACUUUGAAGAGUCUGAAAAAGGAAUUGAAUCGUAAAACUGUUACUGUGCCCUGUAAGGCCCUUGUGCGGGUGACUUCAAAGGAGGAUGGUGGUCAAGGAGGCUUUGGCAAGAGUGCUCACAGCUGUGGGCUAUCUAGGAUCCAAGUAAAUAGCUCCUCAGCGCUUCAGAAGAGAGGAGUCCCGAAUACUGUGCUGCUUUGAAGAGAUCACAGUUCUCAUCCAACACGACAAUGGCUCUUUUAAAGAAAAUUAACCAGAUCUUACUGUUACUUCUUGUCUUAACUGUGUGUGCCAUUCUCUAUAACAAAGUUCACCAAGUGCCAGCAGUGUUAAAAAAUGAAACAGUUGAUUUGGAGAGUCCUGAGGAAAUGGAAGAAGAAAUCCCAGUGGUGAUCUGCGCUGCUGCGGGCAGGAUGGGUGCAGCUGUAGCAGCCAUCAGUAGCAUCCACAGCAACACAGAGGCCAGUGUUUUGUUCUACAUAGUUGGGCUGAAGACAACCAUCCCACACAUUCGAAAAUGGAUUGAAAAUUCUAAACUGAAAGAAAUAAAGUUUAAGGUUGUAGAAUUCAACCCUAUGGUACUAAAAGGAAAAAUCAGACAAGAUGCAUCACGUCCUGAGCUACUGCAGCCUCUGAACUUUGUUCGAUUUUAUCUUCCUUUGCUUAUCCAGAAACAUGAGAAAGUAAUAUAUUUGGAUGAUGAUGUUAUUGUUCAAGGUGACAUCCAGGAACUCUAUGAUACUAAGUUGGCUCCUGGACAUGCUGCAGCUUUUUCAGAUGAUUGUGAUCUGCCUUCUACACAUGAAAUGAUUAGAAGUGUAGGGAUGCAGAACACAUACAUGGGAUUCCUGGACUACAGAAAGCAAGCCAUCAGAGAUCUUGGCAUCAGCCCCAGCACCUGUUCCUUUAAUCCUGGAGUAAUUGUUGCUAACAUGACUGAAUGGAAACAUCAGCGGAUUACGAAGCAGUUGGAAAAGUGGAUGCAAAGAAAUGUAGAGGAAAACCUCUACAGCAGCACCCUUGGGGGAGGCGUGGCAACCUCUCCAAUGCUGAUUGUAUUUCAUGGAAAGUAUUCCUCUAUUAAUCCUAUGUGGCACAUAAGGCAUCUUGGUUGGAGUCCUGAUGCCCGUUACUCAGAGCAAUUUCUUCAAGAAGCUAAAUUACUUCACUGGAAUGGGAGAUACAAACCUUGGGACUAUCCCAGUGUCCACACUGAUCUGUGGGAAAACUGGUUUAUUCCUGACCCUUCAGGGAAGUUCAAAUUAACCCGUCCUGAUAGCUGAUACUGAAACAACUUAAAUACUGCCAAACAUAGUGUAUUGGAUGCAUGUAAUAGUUUGAGACGCAGCAUACGAGGAAUAUAAUUAACUGAUUCUAGAAAACGAAGUAUUUGUUAAAUAUAUGAAUAACUGACCAUCACUUUUGUGUGCUUAGGGCUUGAGAGGGAGGCUGGAGUAACCAUUACAUGGUUCAGAUUAUCCUGACUUUCAUGUGAGGUGAGGAACUAGGUUUACUUGACAGUGAAGUAUUUUCAUUAUACAUUUACAGAGGUAAAACUCGGUGCCAGACAGUGUACUUUAAUUUAACGUCUUUAUAAAUAAGACUCCAAUGUCUUCUGGUAGAAAGACCUACCCAGCAGAUACCUGCAGUAUUACACACAAGGUGUCCUUAGUUGUCUGGCCCACAUUGAAGAGCAUGAAAUGAGAUCUUAGGCAUAUGUUACUGAGUAGAGUUGUGUUGAGUGGUGACUCUGUUUUGAGGCGUUUCUGUGUAUGACACAUCCUGUAGUGCACUUAGACCUUUGCUAGCAACAUGUGAAAGCACAUUCCAAGACACUGCAGUACAAUUCCUGAUUUUAUUGUGAAACAUGGAUAGAUUUAAGACAGAUUAAGAACUUCUGUAUUACUGUAACAAAAAGAGCACCAGUUCUGAGGGAGGACACAUAGAAUUGCAGUAUUUAGUGAAACGGUCAUUGUAGACUUAACUGUAUUUUGUAUCCAGUGACUCCUUUAAAGAAGACACCUUUCCCUUCCACUCAAAGAGGAUAGCCUUUCAGGAGUUAAAUCCUACUGUGCUACAUACUCAGCAGUGCUAAUUCCAUGCUUCCAAUUUUGUUGAAAAUAAAAUAAUUGAAUUGUAACAAAUCCCUGAUGCAAGAUACUUUGAGCACCUGCAGGAAAACACCCAUGUAAACAGCAAUACAUGAUACAGUACACUUUAAAUAACAGACAAGUCCUAUACCUUU